Messenger RNA from Morone saxatilis (striped sea-bass), 4162 nucleotides. It is a transcript of the gene dennd2c, whose product is annotated as DENN/MADD domain containing 2C. NCBI's taxonomy places the organism in Eukaryota, Metazoa, Chordata, Actinopteri, Moronidae. The coding region runs from base 529 to 3339 and encodes 936 amino acids. The transcript has 19 exons. The record is from RefSeq and is a predicted model, not a curated record.
UCUGAGAAGGAGGGCGAGGAGUGUUCUGCUUUACUUUUCUCUGGUCUAUGGACACUUUCUUUGUUGUUAUGUCCAGUUAUUAGCACAGGGGACACGUUUUUAUGCCUCAUAAGAGUUUAUUUUCUAUUAAGUUACCAAUAACUGCCGGUGGACUCCAACGUUAGCCUGGAUUUAUUCAGACUGCUAGCUAACCUCUCCAGAUUGAACGAUGCGGGCGAGCGGAUUUUAUUUGUGUAUUUCAUUUUAUCGAAAGGAAAAUGAGGGAAGAACAUAAAUUCUGCUCCUACGAGGGGUUGUUUACAAAAGGAGACAAGGGGGAAAUAACACUCUGCUAGCACAAGAAGACGCAUACAGACACAAAGGAAGCAUUUACAACCAGAAACCUUGUGGCGCUCCUGCUUUUACUUAUCAUUUCUGGAUUCAUAGACAACAGAUUACGUGGUUUUUCCUGUCCGUCUUUGCGAGGAAACCCCUGAUGCAUUCCCCAAUGGAGGACUGAGGGUGAGCUGACACUUGCCCCCUCUCAACAUGCUGGCUCUGAGGCUGGAGCAGGGCAAGCGAGAGGGUGGUGAGGUUGAUCGCCUGCAGAAAGGGGCCACCGUGGCCUGGCAGGGCCGCCAGGCGGGGAGGCCCCCUUCUCACGAGCAGGGCAUUAACAUCAGGGAGAAGAUCUCCCAGUGGGAAGGUCGCAGUCAGCAGGGCAGCAGCCAGGAUGCUGGGGUGAAAGCACACCCUCCGGCUGUAUCCCGAAGUCUGUCUGGAGAUGUACUGGGCAACGGAUGUUCCAACGAGGGAUCAAGAGGGGGGCUUCAUGCGAAAGCCAGCCUCUCAAAAGCUAAGAGCUUAGAUUUUCGGGAAUCCCCAUCACAGGCUGGGCACGGUGUGGUUGGUAGGAAGUCCGAACCUCUGCAGAAAUGUUCCACCGAAUUUUCAACCCCAGGAAAUAAACCACUUGCAGCACAAACAUUUGCGUCUCCCAAAGUGGAGGCUAACACUGCUAACUGUACAGGUAGACAAAUCAUCUCUGCCAAUGGCGACCAAAAAAGGGAUCGCAUCUUGGAUGUUGAAGUAGUCUCUAAACCUCUACCUCUAUCGACUUAUGACCAAGACGACAACAUGCCUGCGGGGAAUUUCUACACUUCACGGGGUUUCUGGCGUAAGCUCGAAGGGGACAGACUGCUCUGGGAGAAAGGCAAUGACUCCUCAGGUGAAGCUCAGGCUCCUCCCAAACCUCAGCGGACAUUCCAGUAUCGGGGAACCAACAACAGCAACGCAGGACAGACUUGUCAAUGGGACAACAGAUCCCCUCAUAGCAACCACUCCAAUGUGAGGAGCAGGAGGGUAGCCCACCCACCUAGCUUCCCACCUCCUCCAUGUCCAGUAGCAAAGACUAAUGGGAUUUCAAGGCAUAAAAAGAACAGGAAGUCCUUUGAGUACGAGGAUGCGGCCCGUCUGACGGCGAAGCAAGGCACGCUGCGAGGCGAGUCCAGGGAUUCAGGCCUUUACCAUGCCUACUCUGACGACAAUAUUUACGAGGACAUUGUUUGUGAAGUGACCAGAGAUAACCCCUAUGAGGAUGUCAAGCUCCAAUCUCCCAUGUGUCUCCCUAUUGCAAGGCCUCACACCCCAAAGCUGCCUCCUAAACCCCAGACGUUGCAAGGCUACGCUGGCAAAGUUGAGAGGAAGAGGUUCCAAACGUUUGCAGCAUCCAAAUCCUCAACCCUUGCAGAUGCUCCCAAACCAGCUACACCGCGGCGCACGAGCACUCAAAAAAUACAUAGGAUGCCUCCGUACGUCAACAAGAUCGAGACCAUCUUUGACGACAAGCGAGGGAGGAAGAGAGUAAAGAACCAGGGAGUCUUAGUGCGAGAGGAGACCAGCGGGACAGAGAGCGACCCUGAGGACAACACCAAAGGCUCCAGGAGAUCAGUUUACAUCCAAUCUACACUGAAGCGCCGGCCAGGCUACCGCACCCUAGAGAGAGACCUGAUCCAGCUGCAGCAACAGCAGCUUUUCCAGAUCUUUGUGGUGGUGUCGCUGAGAAAAGGCUCCCCAGGAAACACCUACACCCCUGAAAUCACGCAGCAGUUCCCCAAAUUGUUUGAGAAGUCAUCCCGGCUCUCCAGAGAAGCUGAGGAUCAGCUGAAGGUCAUUCCCAAGUUCUGCUUCCCCGACUCACAGGACUGGAAGCCCUCUGCACACAUGCCAAGUGAGACCUUUUCCUUUGUCCUGACCGGAGAGGACGGCAGCCGCUGGUUUUGUUACUGCCGUAAGAUCUUGCCCAGUGGAAAAGGGAAGAGGCUUCCUGAGGUGCACUGUAUCGUCAGUAAACUGGGCUGUUUCAACCUGUUUGCAAAGAUUUUGGAGGAGGUGGAGAGACGCAGGGAGAUUUCCCCAGCGCUGGUUUACCCUUUUAUGCGUAGCGUGAUGGAGGCCCCGUUCCCAGCCCCUGGACGCACAGUCACCGUCAAGAGCUUCCUCCCUGGCUCUGGGAAUGAGGUACUCACUCUGUGUCGACCAGUGGACUCCAGACUGGAGCACGUGGACUUUGACAGUCUGCUGCAGUGCCUCAGUGUCGGGAAACUCCUGCAGGUGUUUGCCUCUAUUCUGCUCGAGAGGAGAGUCAUCUUCAUCGCUGACAAACUCAGUGUGUUGUCUCGGUGUGGCCACGCAGUGCUGGCGCUGCUGUACCCUUUCACCUGGCAGCAUACCUUUGUGCCUGUACUACCAGCCAGCAUGCUGGACAUCAGCUGCUCCCCCACCCCAUUCCUCAUUGGGGUGCUGGCACCCUGCCUGCCACAGCUGCUGGAGCUGCCCAUCGAGGAGGUGCUCAUAGUGGAUCUGUGUGCAGACAAGUUUGUCAUUCAGCUGGGCGAUGAAGAUUGCAUCCUACCCAGUAAACUGCAGGCGGCUCUGCAGCAGAUCCUGGAGGAGAGGGAAGAGAUCCUGAGCCAGGAGGAUGGAGACGGAUGUGGAGGUCAGCAGGCUGACCUGAGCUCCCUGGUGUCGGAGGGUUUCGUGCGGUUGUUCGUGGAGCUGGUGGGCCACUAUCCUUUCCACAUGGUCGAGUCGUCCAACGGAAGCAGGGAGCUCCAGCGCGACAGCUUCCGCAAGUCUCACCCCUCCCGCGGAGUCCGCCAGUUCCUGCAGCUCUUCAUGGAUACUCAGAUGUUUGCGGGCUUCAUUCAGGAUAAAGAGCUGCGCAAGGGAGGAGGAAGAGGGCUCUUUGAGGUCAGAGUGGCCGAGUAUCUGGAUUCAUACCCUGAGCCGGAGCGGAGUGGUGUGAACAAGUUUCUUAAAGGAUUAGGAAGCAAAAUGAAGCUCCUACAAAUUAAGUGAAAAAAAGACCAAAAGCUGGGAUUUUAAAUGAAAGACUUUGUAAUUAAAAACAACAAUGGCUGCUGCUGCUGGACUUGCUGAGGAAAUGAAUGUGGAUGAGAGUGUUUGGACGGUGAGUUUGGAUACGAGAGGACUAGGCUCAUCUUAUAGCCAUGAAUGCAUGUCUGAGAGCAGUGCACUUCUUAUUGGACAAAAACUGGAAACAGUUUUUAUAUUUCUUUACUAGCAUUGUUUUAUGAAGUCUUGAGGAUGAGGCAAUAUGUCUUUGGAAAUCUACAAAAAAAAAACAUUCCAUGUCUGUAACCUCAGUUAUCAACCUGAUCGUGUGCGGUCGGGGUCGGAACUCUCUGAUUUUAAAUUGGAAACAUGUUUACUUUUUCACAUUCAGCUCUAUUACACAAUGUGUGCAUUGUACAGUAAAUGCAACUUUAACGCUACAUUUCAAUCUCUUACGAAAUGUGUAUGGUUCCAACCUGAUGCAUGUGUUUUUUAAUCCAUGUUGCAUUCCUUUCAGCACAAAUUGUAAAAAAAACAAAAACAACCUUUUGUUUACUGUUUCUAUUUUGCUUGUAGAGGCUCAUUAACUCUGAUCAGAAUAUCUCAAAGUGUUUAGACUCCAGGUUAAACCUCUUCAGUCAGAAAGAGUAUUUUCAUUUACAAAUCUGUUUUUCUUCUGUCCUUGACUUUCUCCUUGUUAAACUGGAGUUGUAAAUAUUUUUUACAUUUUGCACAAUGUUGAGAACCAGUGUACAGUAUUUGGAAUAUUUUUGUAUUAAAGCAUGAUGUGUCCUACAUACUUUUUAAAUAAAUGGGUUCCCAAGGA